CAUGGUGGUAGUCCGUCUGCCAGAGCAAAUCCUCCUUGAACUUUCUUGAACGCCCCCUUGGAAGCCUUCUCUUCUCCAUCGCGCUUGUGCUUACACUCAUCCCAUCGCCACCCCAAUGAUUUUCCGCGACAUCCUCCUGCAACUUGUUAUUGGCACUUGCUUUUUGCGUACGUUGAGUACUGCUGCCAGUAUACCCCAGGGCCGAUCAAUAGUCUCCCGGAAGCGCGACUUUGGAAUUCAGGUUUCCACCAAAACGAACCCCUCAGUCCGAAGUCUAACAUCAUCUGAGGUCCACUUUGUGAAAAAAAGGGAUGACGAGAAGUGGUUCAAACAACUUGAGGCAAGUUUUAACCGGAGGUUGAAGACUUGCGAUUCAAUUGAUCAAUUUAAAAAGGUCUUUUGGAUCGACUACAGUCCGACACGCCGCUGGGAAUGGUGCAAAGGAUAUGGUCAACCCGUUUUCGGUAACCGAUUGAUUUUUUUUCAGCCCCCACACACAGCUGUGCACUUAUAACUACCUUACAGGAAAAGAUUUGACCAGUAAACUAAUUGAACGGGUGUCCUUCUCAGAGAAAGGGUCGAACAACAAAGGAAUCUUUACACUACAGACUGACUACACGGCUGGCAGUGGCGAAAACGUUCGAACCUAUCCAAAACAGACUGUGAUUGCAAAACUAAUCAAUCAUCGGUUGGAAGCUAGAGCAGCAUGUGAAGUCUGGGCAUUGAACCAUUUUGGACUUCUCAUUGAGGCGGGUCGGAUAACAGCUGAGGCUCAGGAUACGGUCGGUGUUAUCGUUAUGCAUAAGCAACCCGGGAAACCAUUACAUGAUGUCGAAGAGUGGAAUACCGCCCCAGUCGAUCAAAAACGGGCGGUUGUACAAGACCUUCGGGAACAGGUCCAGGACCUGAUAUACCGGUGGAUCCAAGAAAAGGGUGUUGUCCAUGC
This is a messenger RNA of Lentinula edodes (shiitake mushroom), 946 nucleotides long. RefSeq lists its product as uncharacterized. The transcript has a single exon. Lineage: Eukaryota; Fungi; Basidiomycota; Agaricomycetes; Agaricales; Omphalotaceae. The coding region runs from base 116 to 514 and encodes 132 amino acids. The record is from RefSeq and is a predicted model, not a curated record.